Myotis davidii is the source of this 1560-nucleotide messenger RNA. RefSeq names its product synembryn-A. The record is from RefSeq and is a predicted model, not a curated record. Gene Ontology annotation, molecular function: G-protein alpha-subunit binding; guanyl-nucleotide exchange factor activity. Lineage: Eukaryota; Metazoa; Chordata; Mammalia; Chiroptera; Vespertilionidae. Gene Ontology annotation, biological process: G protein-coupled receptor signaling pathway. Gene Ontology annotation, cellular component: cytoplasm; plasma membrane. The transcript has 10 exons. The annotation marks the transcript as partial.
AUGGGGUGCCCGGACCCCCUUCGCUACGAGGCUGGCAGCGGCCCUCCCAGCACGCCGCCUCCAGAGCCCCGGGCAGAUUCUAGAACAUGUACUCAUCUGACGCCAGCAGGGCGGGAGCAGCCAGCCGCGGCCCGGCACUGCCUCCUGGGCAGCAACUCAACCCCUGAGAUCACAGCCCAGCUUACACCUGGUGAGACUAGGAGGCACCGCAGGGCGGGUCCUACAGUCCCCCACGAGGUCCAGCUGUUUGACCUGCGCCUCCUGUUCCUGCUCACGGCACUCCGCCCCGAGGUGCGCCAGCAGCUGUUCCAGGAGCUGCAGGGCGUGCCCCUGCUCACCCAGGCCUUGCAGCUGACGCUGGCAGACGGAGCGGGCCAUGGAGGUCCCCACGAGGUCCAGCUGUUUGACCUGCGCCUCCUGUUCCUGCUCACGGCACUCCGCCCCGAGGUGCGCCAGCAGCUGUUCCAGGAGCUGCAGGGCGUGCCCCUGCUCACCCAGGCCUUGCAGCUGACGCUGGGCGUGGCCCCGGGCCGGAGCCCCCCAGAGCGCCUCCCUCCCCAGCAGACGGAGCGGGCCAUGGAGGUCCUCAAGGUGCUCUUCAACAUCACGUUCGACUCCGUCAGGAGGGAAGUGGACGAGGACGAUGCUGCCCUUUACCGGCACCUGGGGACUCUGCUGCGGCACUGCGUGAUGGUGGCCUCUGCUGGGGACCGCACGGAGGAGUUCCACGGCCACGCAGUGAACCUCCUGGGGAACCUGCCCGUCAAGUGUCUGGACGUCCUGCUGGCCCUGGAGCCACGCAAAGGCUCCCUGGAGUUCCUGGGCGUGAACAUGGAUGUGAUGGGCGCCCUCCUCAGCUUCCUGGAGAAGCGCCUGCACCAGGCAUCUCUUGGGGACCAGCACCCGCUGUCCUGUGACCCACAGGAACCCCGAGCCAGAGGCUCCCACCACUGCCCCCUGUACUCCCUGCUCCCCUGCCCUGGGACCAACCUGCAGGGAGGUGCCCAGGAUGAGCAGCAGGUCUGCAGUGGGGAAAUCCACCACGUGCAGCAGGAACCUCUGGGGCAGCGCCUCCCCGAAGAACACGAUGUCGGGCUUCACGACGCCGCUGCCCCGCCCCUGCCCACAGUGCCCCGCUUCAUCAAGUACACGGGCUACGGGAACGCCGCCGGCCUCCUGGCUGCCCGGGGCCUCAUGGCAGGGGGCCGGCCUGAGGGCCAGUACUCGGAGGACGAGGACACGGACACGGAGGAGUACAAGGAGGCCAAGGCCAGCAUCAACCCGGUGACUGGGAGGGUGGAGGAGAAGCCGCCCAACCCCAUGGAGGGCAUGACGGAGGAGCAGAAGGAGCACGAGGCCAUGAAGCUGGUGAACAUGUUCGACCGGCUCUCCAGGUACGCGGUCUGGCCGGAGGGCCAUGCCUGUGAGACCCGGGGGCGGGGCCAGAGGAGGCCUAGGGCCCUGGCGGGUCUGUUCCUCACGUUUGGAAUCACCUGUUCUGGAUCGGUGGUUAGAGUCGAGGUCAGCAUUAUGUCUUUUUUAAAAAAAUAUGUUUUGGAG